GCCCAGCACGGGCCUGCUGGUGCCAGGGAGUGGAGGUUGGGACCUGGACACUGCCAGUGCUGGCAGCUGUGUCCCGAGCUGAGCUCCAAGCACGGCAGGAGGCUUCGCGGCCCUGGGAGCCGGGCUGAGGGAGGGUGCCCUGGGGAACCCCCGUCCAGGCGGCUUUGGUGCUGUUCAUGGUUUGUUAGGAGGGGUGGGGAGAAACGUGUGUGGGGCUUGUAUAGAUCCUGCAUGUGCCGUGUGUGAGGGAGCUGCUUGUAGGGCUCAGCGUGUGCAGUUGUGUACGAGGCCGUGUCUGUCUCUCUGGGUGUGUGCACGAGAAGCGGUAUCGUGUACGUAUGUACGUGAGGCUCUCUGGGUGUACACACGAGGUGUGUGUGAAUAUGUGUAUACAGGAGGCUGUGUGUGCUGUGUGUCCGCAUGAGGCUGUAUCUGGCCCUACGUUUGUACACAGGCUAUAUCGUGCGCGUGCGCGCGUGUGUGUGUGGACACGAGGCCAUGCCUGUGGCCGCAUGGCUCUGUGCCGGUACCCCAGUGAGGCGAGGAAUCCCUGCACCUGCCCCCAGGGCUGAGAAAGGAGCUGACACUCAGGAAGCCCCCAUCAAGAAGAAGCGCCCCCCUGUGAAGGAGGAGGACCUGAAGGGGGCUCGAGGGAGCCUGGCCAAGAACCAGGAGAUCAAGUCCAAGACCUACCAGGUCAUGCGGGAGUGCGAGCAAGCCGGCUCGGCCGCCCCAUCCGUGUUCAGCCGCACACGCACGGGCACAGAGACCGUCUUCGAGAAGCCCAAAGCGGGACCCGACAAGAGCAUCUUUGGCUGAGAAGUGCGUGCCGCGCCCCUCACCACCAAAGCACCUAGACACAGGAGCCUUUCCCAAGAACUCUCUUUUAUGCCAGAACACCCCUCUCCCCUCCAGCUCUGCUCCAGCACCAAUAAAGAGGAAGCCCGAGUGGCCCCAGCC
Messenger RNA from Microcebus murinus (gray mouse lemur), 960 nucleotides. The record is from RefSeq and is a predicted model, not a curated record. NCBI's taxonomy places the organism in Eukaryota, Metazoa, Chordata, Mammalia, Primates, Cheirogaleidae.